ACCUCUAGCCAUGCAGACCUUGGGACCCUUCCACAGCAUCACCGCCAACACCGUCGCAUGGACUCCAAUUGGCACCGCCCUCGCCACCACAUUCAAGCAACCACCGGUCCGUGCCAGGGCAGCCCCACCAAAACCCGCAAAGCAUUUUCAGGCUAGCCGUUACAUGCCACCAGAAAAAGCAGAAAUCUUCAAGUCACUAGAACAUUGGGCCACCCAAAGACUCCUCCCACUCAUCAAGCCAGUGAACCAAUGCUGGCAACCCAUAGAAUUCCUCCCGGACCCGGCAAAGCUUUCUGCCGACGAAUUCUCCGAUCGGGUCGGGGCCCUACAAGAAAGAACAGCUGGACUUCCAGAUGAGUAUUUUGUGGUGCUGGUUGGUGACAUGAUCACUGAGGAUGCACUACCAACAUACCAGUCGUGGAUGAAUACUCAUGAAGGGGUUCGUGAUGAGACUGGUGCGAGCUCAAGUCCAUGGGCUGUUUGGACUCGGGCAUGGACGGCUGAAGAACAUAGGCAUGGUGAUUUGCUCAAGACUUACUUGUACCUCUCUGGUAGAGUUGACAUGCUGAUGAUUGACAGGACUGUGCAAUACCUAAUCGGUGCUGGAGCGGAUGUUGGAACAGACCGUAACCCGUAUUUAGGAUUUGUAUACACAUCUUUUCAAGAAAGAGCCACAUUCGUGACACACGGCAACACAGCUAGGCUAGCCAAGGAAGGAGGUGAUCCGGUGCUUGCGCGCAUUUGCGGGACCAUCGCCGCCGAUGAGAAGCGCCAUGAGAUUGCCUACGCUAGGAUUGUUGAAAAGCUACUGGAAAUCGACCCCAAUGGGGCCAUGCUGGCCAUAUCAGAGAUGAUGAAGAAGAAAAUCACAAUGCCAGCUCAUUUGAUGCAUGAUGGGCAGGACCCUGAUCUGUUCGAACACUUUGCAGCCGUGGCACAGCGGAUUGGAGUUUAUACGGCCGAUGAUUAUGCUAACAUUCUCGAGUUCUUCAUUGGACAGUGGAAUUUGGAGAAGAUCCAAGGAUUGGCGGGUGAGGCGCGGCGUGCACAGGACUUUGUUUGUGGACUACCGCAUAGGAUUAGGAAGUUUCAAGAACGAGCUGAUGAGCGAGCCAAGAAAUUGCAGCCCCGGGGAGUGAAUUUCAGCUGGAUUUUCAACAAGGAGUUGACCCUGUAGUGUUUUCCAGUAUAAAGUUACUCAAGGCGCUGUGGUCCAAGUAGAGAUUGAUGGUUAUGACGAUUGCGAUAUAAGUAGAGGAAAAGUGCUGGCGGUUCAAGGAAAUACCUCUGCGACUCUUACAAAAACUGGUCGUUUCUAUUACAUUAUUUACAUAUCGUACCAUAACGAUUGCAUUGACGGGGAUGAAGGUCCGUAUUGAUGUUUCUUCAAGGCAAGGGUCCUCGAUUUGAGUGCUUUCUGUAUCAUCCAAGAAGGAUUAGAUGACAAACAAGAAAUAACAAACACAAUUUGGAGGUUUCUUUGGAUCAGAAGGAACAGUUGUAUUGAAUGUGAUUUAUGUUCUUCAGUAAUUAUUUCUCAUGUGUUGCAUGCGUGUACUUGUUUUGUCGUUACGAAGAUCAACCACAUUUAUGGAGGUUGCGUCCUGUGUUUAUAUUAAUGAAAUUGAAGGUUAUUUUUUCCCCUA
Molecule: messenger RNA, 1646 nt
Organism: Coffea arabica (coffee)
Lineage: Eukaryota; Viridiplantae; Streptophyta; Magnoliopsida; Gentianales; Rubiaceae
Product: stearoyl-[acyl-carrier-protein] 9-desaturase 6, chloroplastic
Biological process (GO): fatty acid metabolic process
Cellular component (GO): chloroplast stroma
Molecular function (GO): stearoyl-[ACP] desaturase activity
Source: RefSeq, a predicted model, not a curated record